AUGUCCGAAUUUGACCAAGAGCAAAGUUCACCUGAGCCACUUUCACCAAGAACCGCUGCUGUAUGUGCUGGUUUGAGGAGGAAUUAUAGUUCUUCAAGCGCUGAAUCUAAAAGUUACGAAUCUGAAGGUUCAAGCAACAUGGCAGAGAUUCCAAACAACAACAAUGAUGAAGGAGGUGGUGCGCUUAUUGUCCAACCAAGAAAACCCCUGCGUGAGUUUUCCAUUCCCAAAGUCACCGAUCAACCUUCGCGCAUUGUCUAUCCUCAACUCACAGCUGACAGGUUUGAGCUUAAAAGUGGUAUGAUUCAUCUUCUUCCAACUUAUUAUGGUAAUACCACUGAGGAUCCUUAUAUGCAUAUUAAGCAAUUCUUUGAAAUAUGUGCUACGAUCAAAAUUCAAAACCUUGAUGAUGAGCAAAUUAAGAUGAGGCUAUUCCCAUUCAGUUUAAAAGAUAAAGCUAAGUCUUGGUUAUACUCUUUGCCUAAUGCUUCAAUUCAUACUUGGGAAGAGCUUUCUAAUAAGUUUUUGCAGAAAUUUUUUCCGGCUCAAAAGACUAACAAGAUUAGAAAGGAAAUUCUUGGUUUCACACAAAAGGAAGGAGAAGCUUUUCAUGAAUGUUGGGAGAGGUACAAGGAGAUGAUAAGUUCCUGCCCACACCACAACAUAGAGAGUUGGAUGCAAAUGCAAUCUUUCUAUGAAGGUUUGCUUGAUUCCGAAAGGAUGAUGGUAGAUGCAACAAGUGGAGAAGGACUGAUGAACAAAACAGCAGAUGAGGCUUUUUCUCUUUUUGAAUCCUUGAGUGCUAACUCUCAACAAUGGAGCCACAAUAAAGGAAGAGGAGCUCCUAUGAAAGCUGUGAUGCCCAACUCAACUAUUCCACCACAGAGAAGGAGUUCAUUGAAAUACUUGUUAGCUAAGAAGGAUGCCAAACCACGACUCAUUAGAUGGAUUCUCUUGUUGCAAGAGUUUGACUUGGAGAUAAAAGAUAAGAAAGGAAGUGAGAAUGUCGUGGCUGAUCACUUGAGUAGAUUGGUGCAUGUAUCUAAUGAAGAGGAGGAUUCAUUGCCAUUGCGUGAAAGCUUCCCUGAUGAGCAACUCUUCUCCAUUUAUGCUUUGAAUUCUCUCAAUCCAUUGCCUUGGUUUGCUGAUAUUGUUAACUAUUUGUGCACUAACGAACUCCCUACAGGGUUAUCUACUUUCCAACGUGACAAGCUUAGGAAGCAAGCAAGAUACUACUUUUGGGAUGAUCCCUAUCUAUUCAAGCAUUGUCCAGACCAAGUAAUUCGAAGAUGCCAACGGAUGGGUAAUUUACAUGCUAGAAAUCAGAUGCCUCUCACCAAUAUCUUAAUCAUUGAUAUAUUUGAUGUUUGGGGAAUUGAUUUCAUGGGCCCUUUUCCUACCUCUUAUGGAUUUGAAUAUAUAUUAGUUGCUGUCGAUUAUGUUUCUAAAUGGGUGGAAGCCAUUGCCACUAGAACUAAUGAUGCUAAGGUUGUGAUCGGUUUUCUCAAAGGAAAUAUUUUUACAAGGUUUGGCACACCUAGAGCAAUCAUUAGUGAUGGUGGCUCCCACUUUGUUAACCAAGCUUUUGCAGCACUCUUGAAGAAAUAUGGAAUCACACAUAAGGUGGCAACACCCUAUCAUCCUCAAACUAGUGGGCAGGUUGAGAUAAGCAAUAGGGAGAUUAAGCACAUACUUGAAAAGACAGUGAACACCACAAGGAAGGAUUGGUCCAUGCGUUUGGAUGAUGCAUUGUGGGCUUAUAGGACUGCUUAUAAGACCCCUAUAGGUAUGUCUCCGUACAGACUUGUUUUCGGUAAACCUUGUCACUUACCAGUGGAGCUUGAGCACAGGGCUUAUUGGGCAAUCAAGGCCUUCAAUUUUGAUAUGAAAGCCGCUGGUGAGAAGAGGAGGCUUCAACUCAAUGAGCUGGAGGAGUUGCGACAUGAAGCAUAUGAGAACGCGAAGCUUUACAAGGAGAAAACAAAGCAAUAUCACGACAAGAAAAUUCUUAGGAAGACGUUUGAGAAAGGGCAGAAGGUUCUCUUAUUCAAUUCACGCCUUAAGCUCUUCCCAGGUAAGCUUCGUUCUCGGUGGAUUGGCCCUUUUGUUAUUACUAAUGUGUUUAAUCAUGGUGCAGUGGAGAUUCAAAACAUUAAGGAUGGCAGCACCUUCAAGGUGAAUGGACAUCGGUUGAAACCUUACUUUGAUGCCAACUUUGAUGCCAAUAUUGAGUCUCAAGCACUCAAGGAGCCUCCACCACUCUCUUAA
This is a messenger RNA of Prunus dulcis (almond), 2268 nucleotides long. RefSeq lists its product as uncharacterized. Gene Ontology annotation, biological process: DNA integration. Bases 1 to 2268 code for a protein of 755 amino acids. The record is from RefSeq and is a predicted model, not a curated record. NCBI's taxonomy places the organism in Eukaryota, Viridiplantae, Streptophyta, Magnoliopsida, Rosales, Rosaceae. The transcript is spliced from 3 exons. Gene Ontology annotation, molecular function: nucleic acid binding.